UCUACAAGCAUCAGUAGCCGCAACAGAUUAUUACAACAUUCAUAGAGUCUGCAAAGUAGAUAGGCAUGUAACAGGAAUACACUGACCAGCAAAUAGACCUAUCAAACACCACUACGGAUAACCAGGCCAAGCAAUCCUAAGGAGCUCCCCUCAAGAUGAUCGGGGAAGCAGCGCAACUUGAGCAUCGAACACAAAAUCUUGCAUUGCGAGAUCGUAGCAAAUCCAGAAGAGAUGUACCGCAAGCUUCGUCAUUUUCGGCUCUUAAAUUAUAAGCUACUCCCUCCGCCCCACAAUAUAAUAUGUUUUUGCAAGCUGUUUCAGCUUGAAGCUUGGAAAAACGUCUUAUAUUACGAGACGAAGAGAGUAUUUUUUGUGAUGGGCAUGUAUAGUAAACUAGAUACAGAAGGCCUCUCUCUGUAUUCUAGUUUAAGCGGAGACUGCAGUGCAGCGCCGGAGCGGAGUCGCGCACGCAAGAAAAGCCACCGUACCCACCUCAGUUGGAGCCACGAAUUCUUUGGGAGAAGAUCAUAAUAAAAGGAAGGCGACUCCCACCCAGCACGCACCGUCCCUCUCUCGCUGUCGGCCUUCUCCGAUCGAGCACUCCACGCACGAUCCGAUGCCAAUGGGCUCGUCUCCAGCUCCAGACGAUGCCAUCAGGCAGCAUCUGCUGGACGUGGACGCCGACGGGCCCAAGAUACGGGUGCGCGGGCUGACGCUGCGGCCGCCGGGGCCCAACGGCGAGCAGACCGUGCCCGGGUCGGACCUGGACGUGCCGCGCGGGGUGGUGAUGGGCGUCAUCGGCCCCAGCGGCAGCGGCAAGUCCACCCUGCUCCGCGCGCUCAACCGGCUCUGGGAGCCCGCCCCCGGCGCCGUCACCCUCGACGGCGCCGACAUCUGCGGCCUCGACGUCCUCGCGCUCCGCCGCAGGGUCGGCAUGCUCUUCCAGCUCCCCGCCAUGUUCCACGGAACGGUGGCGGACAACGUGCGGUACGGGCCGCGGCUGCGCGGCGAGACGCUCACCGACGCGCAGGUGCAGGAGCUGCUGGGCCUGUCGGACCUGGACCCGGCCCUGGCGUCCCGGCCGGCGUCGGAGCUGUCGGUCGGCCAGGCGCAGCGCGUCGCGCUGGCCCGCACCCUCGCCAACGAGCCCGAGGUGCUGCUGCUGGACGAGCCGACGAGCGCGCUGGACCCGAUCUCCACGCAGAACAUCGAGGAGGCGAUCGUCCGCCUGAAGAAGACGAGGGGGAUCACGGCGGUGAUCGUCUCGCACAGCGUGAGGCAGAUCCAGCGGAUCGCCGACCUGGUGUGCCUCGUCGUCGACGGCGUGGUCGUGGAGGUGCUCGCGCCGUCCGACCUGUCCCAGGCCAAGCACCCCAUGGCGCGCCGCUUCCUGGAGCUCAGCUAGCUGAAUGUUUGUUCGUUUGACUUUGGUCGCCGACUACAUUGUUCAGGUGUCUCGACCUUGCUUAAUUUGGACAUGUCGCUUCAAAUCUUGCUACCACACUUGCAUAAAUUUACUUCGCUAUCCUGCUGUCAAUUUUUUUUUACUUCACUAUCCCGCAAAAAAAAAUUUACUUUUCUUUUUGAGAUGGCAUAAAUGUAUUUUUGGUGUGUUCUGAAGACUGGUGGAGCGAGAGAGGAUAUUCUAGCCGCACCGGUUUCUAUCGGUGUCCGGCUAGCCAAUCAAAAUGC
Messenger RNA from Aegilops tauschii subsp. strangulata, 1692 nucleotides. RefSeq names its product protein STAR1. Gene Ontology annotation, biological process: phosphate ion transmembrane transport. Gene Ontology annotation, cellular component: membrane. Lineage: Eukaryota; Viridiplantae; Streptophyta; Magnoliopsida; Poales; Poaceae. The record is from RefSeq and is a predicted model, not a curated record. Gene Ontology annotation, molecular function: ATP binding; phosphate transmembrane transporter activity; ATP hydrolysis activity.